Molecule: messenger RNA, 1137 nt
Organism: Caenorhabditis remanei
Lineage: Eukaryota; Metazoa; Nematoda; Chromadorea; Rhabditida; Rhabditidae
Exons: 6
Coding region: 1-1137 (378 amino acids)
Source: RefSeq, a predicted model, not a curated record
AUGUUCAAUGACACAUUUAUUCUGAAUACUUUUGUCAGUCAAGAUGUUGUAUUUGUUAUUCCUGCCUUCCGUCUGGGAAUUUUCUCACAUUUUGUCGUCGAGAAUCAAGAAAUCGCUCCAAAUAAUUUGGCUCUUUAUGACAUACUGCUAGCCAUGGAAUUCAUAAAAUCAGAAAUUCACAAUUUUGGAGGUGACAGUAAUCGAGUAACACUUUUGGGCCACUCGUUUGGAGGGACUGUUGCUGCAAUGUUAAGUUUUAGUACUGAAGUGAACAAAGAUUUAAGCCUGUUCCAACAAUACAUCAGUAUGUCUGCACCGUCUAACUUUGAACCUUUGGAAUUUCAAAAGGAGAAAACGAUCAGAUUUGCAGAACAUGCAAAUUGUAUUCCAAAGAAAUCAAAACAUCAUUUGACAAAGAAGCAAACAGAAUUGUACAUGAGAAACUGUUUACAGAAAAUUGAUUCGAUGGAACUUCUCAGAAUACAGAGAAGUUUGGAAGAUGCAAAAUUCCCAACUUAUGGGGGCGCGAUUCUCCGUGGACCCAUUUUCCAGGACGUUCCAGAUAAGAACUUUAUGGAUAGUCCAAAGAAUGUUUCAGCAUUAAUCGGAUGUAUAAAAUAUGAAGUUUUAGUUUUCGGAAGUUAUGAUGAUAUCGGAAAAUCUUUACUUUUUGAAAAUGCUGAAGAAAUCAACAAAAAGUAUCAAGCGGACAAGAAAAAUGGGGAAAUUGAGUUUUUCGGAAAAAGUUUCGGAAAUGUUCGUGACGAGACCCAAGAAAUGAUAGUUCAAACCAGGACAAGAGUAAACAGACUUCUGGAAAACGGAGUACCGGCCUAUCAAUACGAAUUCACAUAUCCAAAACAUGCGGAUCACACAGAUGACCUUUUCUUCAUAAUGGGAGUUCACCCAUUCGAGGAAGAUGAAAAUGAGAAAAACAUAGGAAAUGUCUACAGAGAGUCUUUUAUAAAUUUCGUAAAAACUGGGAAGCCAGGGAACGGAUUCGAAAUGUCGGACAUGAAAACUUCGUCUUAUUUUGAGAUAUAUUGGAAUGAAACAUCUGGAGAAAGGCCGAAAAUGAAAACAGAUUUCGAGGAAGGAGUGAGUUCCGAGUUUCCGAUUUCAGAAAUGAAAUGCUAG